AUGCCUCACGCGACGAGUCUUCCCGCGCCAGGCUUCCAGGCUCUCAUCCUGUGCGGGCCUGGAGCCUCCUUCAGCACUUUCACAUCUACGCCAAAGGAGAUACCAAAGGCCUUGUUGCCCAUUGCGAACAGGCCCAUGGUCUGGUACCCCCUAGAAUGGUGCUACCGCAUGGGAGUCACAGACAUCACGGUUGUGACACCGCCAGAGUCAUUAGAAGCCAUAGAGGCCGCCAUGUCGCAGAACCCACACCUUACCACCCUCCCUUCACCAAAGCCAGACAUCCUUGCGCCAAAAGACCUUUCACACCAGACCAGUACUGGCGACCUCUUCAGGCUACCAGAACUGCAGAGCGCGAUCAAAGGCGACUUUAUCGUACUGCCGUGCGAUCUCGUAUGUGAAUUGGACGGAACAGCGCUUGCAGACGCAUGGAUGGUCGAGCAGGGUGGCUUUGCUGGAGCCAGUGGUGGACUAGAUCACAACGGCGGCAAGAUCGCAUUCGGUGCUGGUGGCGAGAAGCUUGGACGAAGAGGUGGCAUGGGUGUAUGGUAUCAGACCAAGGGAGAGGGAAGCAGGAAGAAGGAAGAAACAGACUUCAUUGCGACAACACCAUUACCCACACCCAUCGUCCCAGUUCCAACAGACUCGCUACGCCGCAAUAUCUCGAAGCUCGUCUACUCAGUACCCACCGACACACUGAACGACAUAACCGAAGAGAACAAAACAUUUCCUCUGCGGCAUUCGCUCAUUCGCAAGCACGCGCGGAUAAGGAUGCUUACGACACACCGCGAUGCACAUAUAUACAUUUUCCCAUACUGGGUCAUGGAGAUGAUCAAGAAGAACGAGAAAUUCGAGAGCAUCAGCGAGGAAGUAUUGGGAUGGUGGGCAAAAGCAGGCUGGCAAGAAGGGCUCGGAGAUAAAUUGGGUCUGCGGCAAAUACUGCAGGGCGAGGACGAAGAGUCGGAUCAUGGCUCGCAAGUCGUCGAAGAAGAGAUCGAUGUUUCCAGGUUCAGCACCACAUACUCGGACAGCAACACAGAGACAGAAACAUCGGCACCCACCACGCUCGCAUCACGAGUCACAAAAUCCUCCAGCGUACCCAACUCGGCCAAAUCACUCACCUCGAAUUCUAAACUGACAGUACCACCAAUCCUAGCCUAUGUCCAACCUUCAGGCCCGAACGAACCGCUUAUUCGCCGCGUAGACGACUCGCAUCUGCUUCUAACUGUCUCCCUCCGCCUCGCUAAGCUCCCCUCAAUCGAAGAAGUCUCCAAGGAACUUGCAUCGCCAUUCGCGCAUCAGUCUAAGAUUGUCCACAAAGAAUCCAUACCCCGGAGAUGCCGCGUAGAAGCCGAGAACUCGUUACUUGCAGACAACGUUAUUGUAGAAGAGAAGACCAACAUCAAGGAAAGCGUCAUUGGACCGAACUGCAAGAUCAGUGAAGGCGCGAGACUAUUACGCUGUCUGUUGAUGGAUGGUGUGGAGGUUGGGCCUAAUGUACAGCUUACGGAUUGUAUCCUGGGACGGAGGUGUAGGAUGGAAGGUGGAGAUGCAAAAGAUGGCGACAAGACUGUUCUCAAGGACUGUGAAGUUCAGGAUGGGCAGGUUGUGGAGUGGGGUACUGAAGCGAAGAACGAGAAGUUUAUGCGCUUUGACGUGGGUGACGAUGUAGGCAGUGAGGGGUUCGGCGGAGACGAAAUGGAUGUCAUGGAUGGUGAAGAUGGCGAGGCCUGGCUCUCAUUCAUCAUGCCUCAGAUCAAGCGCAGACACGAUAAAGCUGCUCUACUACAGCACCUAUGUAGCGACUGUAAGGGCACUACCUCGUCCAAGAUGGAUUGCAAGAACCUUGAGAAACUCAUGUGCUUCUCCUGCUCAAGGCAAGACCAUUACAGCGGCGAAUGCAAUGAUGCGAUACGCAACGGCACCCCGUCACUGAGCAAGAUGCCCGUAGCACGCAAGGAAGUUCAAACACAAAUUGAUGAGUUGAAAACUCACUGCAAUUACAGUCUACGUCUGUUAAGAUCCUGCGGCUUCGUGAAGCACGCCGAUACCUUUGAAACACACAAGCCUGACCCACAUGGACUGAGAGAACCCUGGGAAGGAAGCAUGGUGGACUUGCAACCCACAUAUUACGAUUCAUCUCGUAAACUAACAAGACUGAAGCAGCAGCUCGAUUCAUGGAGAAGGUAUUGCCUCGAAAUUUUUGAAAAAGUCGAACAAGAUGGUCUUGCAGAAGCAGCAAUGAAUCCUUCUGUUCGCUGGCAUAUCGAUCCAAAUUUCCGAGCUAUCGAGAAAUUCAGCAAGAAAGUUCUGUCCAAGAUCCCUACGACCGUCCCUGCCACAUCGUCAUCAGUGAAGGCCUUCCUAGAGCGUAUGCACCAUGACAUCAAAGCCAUGGGUGCAAUGCGAGGCGAAACGCUCCACUGGAGAUACACCAUAGCAAUAAAGCUUAUCCACACUGCCGUCCGAUGGAGAGUGGCCAAUUCCAAUGAUGAGCAAGAAAUCUCACUAGUUGGAUAUGAAAAUAUAGAGAAGGUUACGCUAGACCAUUUCAAGUUGCUUGACAAGCAAUUUCAGAAGAUACUUGAGACGGGGUUGAUUAAGAAGGGGACUUUGCCGUAUGCUCGGACCCUGUUGUCUCAGAAAUACGUACCUCUUACCAUCAUCAAAGGCGCAGGCCAGGAGUACAUCCCCAUCCCAGAUGGCGAGAGCGCAAUGGUCGCAGACUUCCACUCCAUCCGAACUCAAACCACCGACUCUCCCACCUACAUAACGUCUGGCUUCUACCGCGUUCAAGCGGGCCCCGUACGCGACAUCCCUCAAUUUGAAUCUGAGGAGUCCAAAUACGUUCUCAAUGGUCAAAUCGACGUCUUGGACGAGGCAACAGGUAUCAUGCAUCACCUUGUUGCAGGCGACUUUGCUUUCUUCCACAAAGGGUCAAAGGCGCAGUUUUCAACAAAAAUCAUGCUGGCGCUGCUUGGUGAGAUGGGUAAUGCCGAGAUAUCUCCAGAAGACCAUGGUCGCGGGGCUGGCGUGCCGCUAACGUCAUGUGGAUGGACCCUUCGAUCUCGACAUUUACAUGUGGGCGCCACCAUCUCAACCCAUGCAUCGUUUAUUCUCAACACCACGAGGAUGGCGCAGUCGCCUCUAUCCGGCGUCAUGAUGCCGCCACGCUUCAAUAUCGAGCUGGACCGGACAGAUCCGGAUGUGCCCUUCCGCGCAUCUCAGUCGCACAUGCACCACACAUGGGCGCGGACGUUCCAUUCGCGGCCAGAGCUCUAUGUCCGGCCGCAGAGUCUCCAGGAGGUGCAGAAGGUUGUGAAUCUCGCGAGACGCAUGCGAAGACGCGUCGUCACUGUGGGAUGUGGCCAUUCACCCUCGGACAUGACAUGCACGUCGGCGUGGAUGAUCAACCUCGACGACUACAAGCAGGUGUUGAACGUGGACAAGGAGCGCAAGACCAUGACGGUGCAGGCUGGAAUACGCCUUCAUAAUCUCAACUUGCAGGCAAAGAGCCACGGCCUGACAAUGCCCAACCUCGGUUCCAUCGACGACCAGUCGCUCGCCGGAGCGAUUGCGACGGCGACUCACGGCAGUUCGUACAACCACGGCCUUCUCUCCGACCGCGUUCAGAGUCUCCGUAUUGUGCUGGCCAACGGCCAGGCGGUACGAUGCUCGCCCCAGCAAUCCCCAGACCUCUUCCGAGCGGCCCUGGUAUCGCUAGGCGCACUGGGCAUCAUUGUUGAAAUCGAGUUUCAGAUGAUCGAAGCAAACAACGUCGAAUGGGUUCAGACUAUACGGCCGAUUGAAGACGUUUUGGCUGAGUGGAACAACGGGCUUUGGACAUCCAACGAGUUUACAAGGGUGUGGUGGCUGCCCUACAUGAAGCGCGCAGUCGUAUGGCGGGCAGACAAGACAGACAAGGCGCACCGCCAGCCAGAAUAUAACUGGUAUGGCGGCAGCGUCGGAUUCCACACGUAUCACAUUCUUCUCUGGAUAUCGCAGUAUGUCCCGCGCUUCCUGCCUUGGGUAGAGUGGUUCGUCUUCGGCAUGCAAUACGGCUUCAAAGAUGGUGCUGUCAUCUCUGCAGUUGGCGAGCAGCGUACUGAACUCCUGAUGAAUUGCCUUUACUCCCAGUUUGUCAACGAAUGGAGCAUCCCUCUCGACAAGGGCCCCGAGGCUCUGACACGACUGACAAACUGGCUUCACGGCGACGAACAAUCUUCUGGCAUCCCCUUCAGCACAAAAGGCCUCUACGUCCACUCUCCCAUCGAGGUCCGUAUCGCAAACACCGUCAAUCGUGAACCACGUCCGUUCCUCGAUACCUCAUAUCCUGAUCAGCCCGCUCUGUACCUCAACGCUACCCUGUACCGCCCCUACGGUCAAGAUCCACCCUGUCGCGAACGCUACUACCAGGCCUUCGAACACCUGAUGAAAGAGUACAACGGCCGACCCCACUGGGCUAAGAACUUCCAAUCCGUUGACAACGCUUACCUCUCUUCCGUUUACGGUAACGACUUGGACGAAUACAUGCGCGUACGCAAUGAAGUAGACCCCGAAGGCAUGUUCCUUGGUGCCUGGCACCGCCGCACCAUCCUCCCAUCCAAGACCGAUCUUCCCCUUUUGCCCCUCGAGGAAAAGGAAGUCAUACGCCGCAACAGACGCACUGGUGGUGUAGACUGGAUCGGAGAGCAAGGCCGGUUCGAUGGCGGUCUCGAUGUAUUUGAGAAGGCGGGUAGCGAAAGUGAGUCUGGAGAGAGUUUUGAUUACAUGGCAGGCGCAGAGGCGGAGAGUAGUGUGCUUUUGGAGGGGUUAAGUGAUGAGCUUGUUGUCACCGAGGACAGUUAUGAGAGCCAUACCGAGUCGAGGCGAAGAGAGGGAACUGAGGAGUACAUUACGGGGACGAACGUCUUCAACAAGAUGUAA
This is a messenger RNA of Alternaria burnsii, 4923 nucleotides long. RefSeq names its product d-arabinono--lactone oxidase. Gene Ontology annotation, cellular component: mitochondrion; membrane. Gene Ontology annotation, molecular function: D-arabinono-1,4-lactone oxidase activity; FAD binding. The coding region runs from base 1 to 4923 and encodes 1640 amino acids. The transcript is spliced from 8 exons. NCBI's taxonomy places the organism in Eukaryota, Fungi, Ascomycota, Dothideomycetes, Pleosporales, Pleosporaceae. The record is from RefSeq and is a predicted model, not a curated record.